CACCACAUGAAUUCUUUCAAUGAUUCUUUCUGGGCGCCAUAUUUUGAUACUCGUGUUGUUUGCAAACUCUAUCUCUGAAUACUCUCAUUUUUAUGAUCAGAAAUUCUGUAAGAACCGAAGUAUUAUAAAGAUUCAAUAAAGAAAGACUCGAGGGAACAGUUGGGUGAUAUUUUUAAUCGAAAUUUGACCGCACGUGUGACCGUACGGGGAAAAUAUCAAAAGCUGAAACCAUGUUUAGCAAAUUUGAUGAUGUUUGUAACAAGGUAUUUUCAAAGAAAGGAGAUUUGGUGAGACAUAAAAGAACACACACUGAAGACAAACCUUAUGAAUGUGAUGUUUGCAACAAAAGAUUUUCGCAGUCAAGUCACUUAGCGGUUCAUAAGAGAACACACACUCAAGAAAAACCUUAUGAAUGUGAUGUUUGCAACAAAAGGUUUUCGCAGUCAUGCCACUUAGCGGUUCAUAAGAGAACACACACUGGGAACAAACCUUAUGAAUGUGAUGUUUGCAACAAAAGGUUUUCGCAAUCAUGCCACUUAGCGGUUCAUAAGAGUACACACACUGGGAACAAACCUUAUGAAUGUGAUGUUUGCAACAAAAGGUUUUCGCAGUCAAGCCACUUAGCGGUUCAUAAGAGAACACACACUGGAGACAAACCUUUUGAAUGUGAUGUUUGCAACAAAAGAUUUUUGCAGUCAGGCAAGUUAGCGGUCCAUAAGAGAACACACACAGGGAAUAAACCUUAUGAAUGUGAUGUUUGCAACGAAAAAUUUUCGCGGUCAGACGUUUUAGCUAUCCAUAAAAGAACACACACUGGAGAGAAGGCUUAUGAAUGUGACGUUUGCAACAAAAGAUUUUUGCAGUCUGGCAACUUAGCCAUACAUAACAGAACACAUACUGGGAGCAAACCUUAUGAAUGUGAUGUUUGCAACAAAAGAUUUUCACGGUCAGACACCUUAGUUAGACAUAAAAGAACACAUACUGGAGAGAAACCUUAUGGAUGUGAUGUAUGCAAAAAAAGAUUUUCUGACCGAAGCACCCUAACUAAACAUAAGAGAACACACAUUGGAGACAAACCUUAUGAAUGCGAUGUUUGCAACAAACGAUUUUCACACUCAGGUCACUUUGCGGUUCAUAAGAGUACACAUACUGGAGAGAAACCUUAUGAAUGUGAUGUUUGUAAGAAGAGAUUUUCAUGCUUGAGCCACUUAACAAGACAUAAAAGAACACACACUAGAAACAAACCUUACCAAUGUGACGUUUGCAACAAGAGAUUUUCAGAAUCACGCAAGUUAAGACAACAUAAAACAUUAGCACACAAGAGAAACCAGAGUUUUGCGUGCGGUAUAUGUAAGAAGACAUUCACACAACAACAAAGUCUCAAACGUCACUGGAGAUCACACUUGAGAGAUGGCUUCUUAUUGUGCCACACUUGUGGCAAAGAAAUUAUUCAAGGUCAAGGACAUGCUAGUGAGAUACUGAGUGAUGAUCAUUUUGUCUGUGACAAAUGCAACAAACAGUUUCCUGAUAUUGAAAGUUUAUAUCAGCACAAGGCCAAAGACCAUGGUACGUUCUACCAAUGUGAUGUCUGUAAAGAAUUAGAAGCAAGAGAAGCAACUGGUAUUGGUUAUAUCUGUUGUGUCUGCGCUGCUGAGUUUGAAAUUGCCACUGAACUUGAAGAUCAUAUGAGUAUGCAUGACAAUGUGUUGCCCCCAUAGAUAUCUUAUAUACACUAGAUAGCGCAUCUCUUUUAUUAAAAUUGAAGUCAAGAAUAUUCCAGCGGUUACCCUCAUUUGAAAAGAUGGCGGCCAUAUUGGUUGUUCCCACUUGCUAAUAAACGCUUAAAAACAACAAUAACUUUGAUCAUUUGAAUAGUUUAAAAACGUAUUUGGAACAGGGUUAACUUAGUGUUUAAGUUCCCUGUUUACUGUCGUUCCAAUUGAAGUGUUGCUGAAGUAUUGAUUCAAUACAUUACAUCAGGCCGACCAAUUCAUUUCAUCAAGUUCCUCGAGAUAUUCAUACACUUCCUAGUAUAAUUGUAAACUUCCUGUUGAAUAGUUUGAAUGCACCAAUCACCUUUGUUGUUUGUGCAACUAACCAAUCAUAAAUAGAAAGGAAGUGACCAGAAAUGAUCAAAUACUUGGAAUUGGCUCUUUCACAGGAAGUGUAUGAAUAUCUCGAGGAACUUGAUCAAAUGAAUUGGUCAGCCCGAGGUAAUGUAUUGAAACAAUAUUUGAGCAACACUUCAAUUGGAACGACAGUAAGAAAUAGAAAACACACAAAUCUUCUCAUUUCAUGGGAACGACCUGAGACUGCAAUCACGGCUUCAAUUUUUGAAUUGGAGAAUAAUUAGAUGCACUAUCUAGUGUAUAUAAGAUAUCUAUGGUUGCCCCACUAGACUAGCAACAUAAAUUGAAAGUAUUUGUGUGAUAUGUUGUAAUGUGUUGAAAUUUAUCUUGAAAUUGUUUUGAGAUUGUUCGAAAUUGAUUAACUUGUUUUCGGAUUGUCUCUAAUAAACUUGUUAAAAAAGUAUCACUGUUCAAUUUUCAAAUGAUGUUAAUAUUUUGCUAAUGAGUAAUGAAUGUUGUC
Molecule: messenger RNA, 2589 nt
Organism: Paramuricea clavata
Lineage: Eukaryota; Metazoa; Cnidaria; Anthozoa; Malacalcyonacea; Plexauridae
Source: the annotation of a GenBank genome assembly